Caenorhabditis angaria is the source of this 5193-nucleotide messenger RNA. The record is from the annotation of a GenBank genome assembly. NCBI's taxonomy places the organism in Eukaryota, Metazoa, Nematoda, Chromadorea, Rhabditida, Rhabditidae.
UUGCGUGAGUUUGGUUUUAUAUUUGAAAAUAUGAAAAAAAAUACACUAAAUCAAAACAAAUUCCUAAAGACUGAAAAAAAUAUUCAAGAAUUCUUUAAAAAUCAAAUUCAUGAGCAUAGAAAAAAAUCAAUUCAAGUCUUAUAAUUCCCAAAAAUCGUCGAGAACUAUAAGAUUUUUUGUGCAAAAAAUACAGAAUUAAAAUGUUUAAAUUGCCACGUCAUAGGUCACGUAUAUUCAAUAUUUAAAAAUUUCAAAUGAUCAUUUUUUUUUCAAAAUUUUGCAGAAAAAACCAUCUUUCUUUUUUUUUGACUUCCCCUCAUUACAAUUUUCGCUUUCAUUUUCAUUUUCAAAUAAAAAAUUUUAUUUUUAAUUUUUUUUUCUUCGCCUAUUAACCAUCUGUCCUUUUCGUCUCAUUUUCCAUCGAAAAUUAUAUAUUUUUAUAUAAAUAAUAAAAUUGUCUUUAUUUAUUAAUUAAAACGCAUAUGUUUUAAUUGAAUUUUGUAGUUUUUUUUCAAAUGUUUGGCGCCAAAAAUUACGUUUUUCUCUACGCGCGCGCUUGAAAAAUUUGCAAUUUUUCCCACACCAGAUUUUCAUAUUUAUUUUUGAGUAUUUUUGAAAGAAGCCGAAUUUACAUAAAUUUUGUGGGCCCACAAAUAAAAAUGCAUAAAAUUAUAAAUUUAUAAUGGGAUUUUACCUCUUUUUGUUUCGGUCGUUUUGUGUGUGCAUUUUUAUUUAUUUUUAAAAUUGGGAAAAUUUUAUUUGAGAAUUUUGAGGGUGGAAAUUCAGUUUUUCGGUGCUAAAAUUCGGGCUAAAAAUCUGAGAUUUGAAUUCAAUUUUUUAGAGAAUGAUUUUCUGGCUCUAAAUUAUUUACGUGGCUGAAAUUAAGAAUAAAUAUAUGAAAAUUUUAAAUGUUUGCUUCAAAAAUCUAUUUCCCAAAAAAAUCCACCAAUUUUCACACCUUUUUUCUAACAAAUAACAAAAACCUGUUUCUUCUUCCUUUUUUUGUGUUUUUUUUCUGCGAAAAAGACAAAAAACACACAUAAUAAUGGGUCACCUGCGUCCUUUUUUAUAUAUUAUUAUUAUAUAUCUUUUUAUUAUUCUUGUAAUUAUUAUUAUUAUUAUAACAAAUAUAGAUUUUUCUAUUUUUCUCAAAUUAAAAAAAACUUCAUUUUCAUUUUUAUUUUAUAACCCUUUUUUGUGUGGUUUUUUUCGCGGCGCGCGCGAAAAAAAUUCAAUUAAAAUUUUUUUCGGGGUAAUAAAAUGAAAAUUGAAUAAAAUUUUCAUUUUGGAAAAUUGCAUGCAGAAAAGGUCAAUUUUUUUUGUUUAGAAAAGUGUGUUUUUGGGGCUAAAAAUACACGUGACAAUUUUAAAAUUUGAAAAUGAUAGCGCUAAAAAUUUAUUGUUAUGUGAAACAAUUCAAAUUCAAAAUUUGGCCCAAAAAAUGCUUUUUUCUCUACCAGGAAAUCGUGAUUUUUCAAAAAUAAAUAAAUAAAAUGAAAAAAAUAAAUAUUUAUUUAUUAUUUAUUUUCGCGCUCACCGCGAGGUAAACAAGAAUUUUGGAUUUUUAAAAUUUGGCACCAAUUUUGUUCCCAAUAAAAAAUUGUGUUGUUCAACGAAAAAAAAAACGGAUUAAAUUUCAUUGCAAAAAGUUUAUGCAAAAAAAAAUGUUUUUUGUGGAAUACAAUUUUUCAGUUUUUUGAAAGUGUAUAGUGAGUUUUUCGCGCCAAAAGUUUUUAAAUUCAAAAAUUGUUUGGCCUCAAAUCCCUCACAUUAAUAAUAAUAUUUUUUUAUUUAUUAUUAUUUCCAAUAAUAAUAAUAAUAAUAAAAAUACGAUUGCUUUUAUUAUUAGUUUUUCCCCAUUUUCUCUACCCGUCUCUCUGAUUUUCCCACACUCUCUCGCUUCUCUGCCGUCUCUUGUUCUCUAACAUAUGUUAUUAUUAUUUUUAUUAUAUAUAUAUAUAUAAAUAUAUUUAUAUAUAUUUUUACUAUACGAAAAAUUUAUGUGUUUUUUGCGCUAUUUUUUAUAAUUCGAAAUUUUUGAAAUUGAACAGUUUGAAAAAUGUAUCUUUUAUACAUUUUUUUUGUUGAAAUUGACAAUUUUUCAAUAAAAGCCUCCAACUGUAUUGAAAUUAUCUGAAAAUAGGCCAUCGAAACAGGCCCCAACCAACAAGUAGAAGUCUUCAUCGAGUGGGAACUUCUACUUGUUGGUGGGGGCCUAUUUUCUGCGAUUCACCCUUUUAAAUAUAUAUAUAUAUAAUAUUUUUUUUUGUACGAAAAAAAAGAAAAAAAUUUUCCUCUCCUCCCUUUUUUUAUAUAUACAUAUAUAAAAUUUUAUAUAUAUAUAUAGGAAAAAAAUAUAUGUAUUUUUCUAUAUAAAUAAUAUUAUGUGCAUAUUUUCGGCGCUAUUUUUGGCACCGAAUUAUUCCACGUGGCAAACAAAUUAGUGCACCUUCUAUUGUUCCGUCCAUUUUUCUUAAUUUUUUUCCGAUUCUCCCCGAAAAAUUGCAUGUCUUCUACUAACUUACUAUAUAAUUUUCGCAUAAAAAUUUGGGCGGAGCUCCGCUUUUUUUUGCUCCAAAAAAUAUUUUUUAUUAUUUUUAUUUCUAUUGAGACACAUACAAUUUUUAUCAGUUUUCUCUUAUUUUUUUUGUUGAAAAAACCUUUUUUUUAAACAAAAUGUAUGAAUUUUUAACUCAAUUUAUAGCAUGAGUUAUGACGUGGCAAAUUUUAGCCGAUGUCACUUUGUAAUUAAUUUUCUUGAAAUUUCGGAAUCCUGUACAGCUUUUAAAAAUCCCAAUUUUUUUCAGCCAAGAAAAUGAUCGAACAAGAAGAUCAGAAAAUUGUGUUACCAAAUAAUAAUGUGGACAAAAAACCCGACAAAUUUUUGCACGAAUCUGCGUCGCCUUCAAAUAUUGAUGUAGGUUUUUUAAUGAGUUGGAGCCGGAAAAUCCACGUAGCAGAAAAAUUUUGGCUGAGUAUCUAAUGUUGUACGCAGCGAAAUUCUGAAGAAACAUAGUCAUUCCUGGUGACGAAAAUUGCAAAAAAAUAUUUCAAUUACCAAUUUCAACCCAAUUAUAAAUUUUUUUCGAAUUCGAAAAAAAAUUACCAAAUUUCGCCUCAAUAAAAAAGCCAAAAAAUUUACGAGUGCUCAAAAUUUUAGCUCUUCGUCCUCCUUAUUUCAAACACUAUUUUCGCGCCGCCAACAAAAUUUUAAUUCAUAUUUUAUUACACUUUUUCGAAGAAAUAAAAUAGAAAAAUUUUAUGGUCUUUUUUUGUGUUGAGAAAAAAAUAGGAAAAUGAAAUAUGAAAUUUCCGCCAAUUUCUUUGGGGUGAAUAUUUGAAUGUUGAAUUUUGGUGCAAAAAAAUGACGUGGCAAAUACAAAAUCGAAAUAUUUUGAAAUAAAUGAUUUUAGCUCUAAAAAUAAGUUUUAAAGGAGCAUAAGCAUAUUUGGUGUCUAAAUAUUACAAAUUUUCACGCAGAAAUAACCCACGUGGCAAAACUAAUCAAUAUUUUUUUCGCAGGAAACCUUAGACGACGAAGAGGACGAUGAUUCAAUAACAAAUCCGGAUCAAACUUCGGCUGAAAAAAUGGAAGAUCAACGAUUUUUGUACCUUCAACAUCAGGUAUUUUUGGCAUCAAAAAUAAUUUUUAAAAAAUCGAUUUUGUUUUUUUCAGAUCUCAAAAAUAAUGCGACAUUUACACGUGGAACCUUGCUCAUGUCAAAAUUGUUUGAAUAUUCAGAAAAUGCAACAAAAAAUGAAUACGGUAGGGAGUUUUGGUAAUUGGGGAAAAAAAAUUCCACGUGGAAGAUUUAUACAUCAAAUUUUCUGCUGAAUUUGACUCAAAAAAGUUGACAGGGACAUUAGCAAAUAUGCUCUAUUGAGGAUUUUUCUGUUUUAAAAAAAAAUUCAAAUUGUUUCAGCCGCAAUCCGAUCCGGCUGCAAUGUUAGCUCAACUCUUUCCCAACGCCUCACAUCAACAAAUUCAAACCCUUCUCGAGUUAUCCAAACUCAAUCAAUUGCCAACACACGUGGCAGAUGCUACGCAGUCAAAUGGUAGUGGAUACGUAGCAACAGGAGAACAGUCGAAUGGCGGAGGAAAAAUUAUGCAUCAUCAAAAUUUGCACCAAAAUGGCGGAUCAAAAAUUGGAUCGGGGCCGUAUGGAAUGAAUUCGGCCACGGCCUCGCCUGGACCAAGUUCUGAUGGUGGAUCUGAUGAAAAUGAGUUAGCCCAACUCCAGCAGCCACGUCAAAACUUACAUCAAAAUUUGAAUACAGUACCCCAACAACAGCAACAUCAACCACCAGCUUCACAUCAAAAUAAUCCCAAUGUUUUUGCGCAGUGUGAGUUGGUUUUUUGAAAUGGGAAAACAAUUUGGCUGUGUAAAUACGUUAGAUACUCAGCGAAAGCUGUGAGCUUUGUGCUUACCAGAAAUGCUUUUGGCUGAGUAUCUAAUCUGAUACGCAGCCAACAUUUCUGAAUUUUGAGAAAGAAAAUCCAAAAAAUUUGAAAUAUUUCAAAUUUCACGCAAAAAAAUCCACGUGGAUAAUUCCUAACUGCUUAUUUGGUAUCAAAAGUUCUUAAAUUUUUCAGCGAUGGUCGAUAUGAUAAAAAUGAAUGCAGCACAAUCGGCAAGUUCGCCCGGUUUCUUACGCGGACGCGGAAGAGGUCGACCAAAAUUGAUUGGAGAUGAAUUGGAUGCAGAUCUUGUCGAUCAUAUGGUUAAUAUAAAACAAAAUGAAUUCCACAAUCAUUUGACAGCUUCACAAGCAUUACAUCUUGCCAAAAAAUAUAUAUUGGAAAGAGCACCUGGUUUGCUCGAAGAACACGGUGGGCACGUGAAAUUGAAAUUAACAUGGGCAAUGAAAUUGGUAUCACGAAUUGCUGAAAGACAAAAAGAAAUUGAAUAUGGAUUGCCACCGGGAACAUUAUCGAAUAUGGGAAGAACAUUGGGCAAUUUACCCGGCAACAAUUUUAUGGCUGAUGUUGUGGCACAGAAUUUGUUGAGUCAACAUAUGAUGAUGAUGAGUGGAGGAGGAGGAACAGGAAAUGGAGGAGGACCAACUGGAAAUCAUUAUGAGAAUCGGCAGCCAAUUUCGAAAGAUCAAAUGAUGAUGGGAAAUAAUGGAGGAGCACAUAAUAUGUCUGGAGGAGCUGCACAACAAACUGAGUUUUUUAUGUGUGAGUUUUGA